AAAAAAAAAAAAAAAAAAAAAAAAAAAAAGGAUUUAAGCAAAAAGCCUCGAAGAAAAAGCGUGCCAUAAGAAAAUUGGCGUUUAGCUUCGAUUUUCGCUUUUAAAUUAAGUGAAGCCAUAAAAGUGCGCUUUUACAUUAACUAAAAAAAUUGUAUAUAUUAAUUAUUGGGAAUCGAGGUAUAGAACUGUGAAAACAAGAUAAUUCAAAAUGCCAGAUGAUGAUCCGGAAAAAGGUGAACAACCACAAUAUAAUAUCGGAUCAACCGAAGAGUAUAUAUUAACCGAAGUUGAAAAACAUUUUAUUUUGGCUGCUGAACGCGGUGACAUCGCUGGUGUAAAAAAAAUAAUCGAGGAUAAUGAGGGUAAUCCAGAUCGUUUUAAUAUUAAUUGUGUCGAUCCUAUGAAUCGUUCAGCACUGAUAUCGGCUAUCGAAAAUGAAAAUAUCGACUUAAUAGAUUUAUUAUUGGAGAAAAAUAUACAAGUAGGCGAUGCCCUAUUGCAUGCUAUAUCUGAGGAAUAUGUUGAAGCAGUCGAACUACUUUUACACUGGGAAGAAACUCAUCACAAAGAAGGCCAACCUUAUAGCUGGGAAGCAAUUGAUUCAUCGAAAGCAACAUUUACGACAGACAUUACCCCCUUGAUAUUGGCUGCACAUCGUAACAAUUACGAAAUUUUAAAAUUAUUACUAGAUCGUGGUGCUACACUUCCUAUGCCACAUGAUGUAAAAUGCGGUUGUGACGAGUGCGUGACAUCGCAAGAAGCGGAUUCUCUACGUUAUUCGCAAGCACGUAUUAAUGCGUAUCGUGCUCUAUCCGCCAGCUCAUUAAUAUCAUUAAGUUCGCGCGAUCCCGUAUUAACGGCAUUUGAAUUGUCUUGGGAAUUGAAGCGUCUGCAAGCCAUGGAGUCUGAGUUUCGUGCUGAAUAUGCGGAAAUGCGUGCGGCAGUACAAGAAUUUGUUUCUUCAUUAUUGGACCAUGUGAGGACAUCUAAUGAAUUGGAAAUAAUGUUAAACUAUAAUCAUGAACCGUCGAAUGAUAUUUGGGCUCCCGGACAAAGACAAACUUUGGAGCGUUUAAAAUUGGCCAUAAAGUAUAAGCAGAAAACGUUUGUGGCCCAUCCCAACGUUCAACAGUUAUUGGCCGCAAUUUGGUAUGAAGGUCUGCCAGGCUUCAGACGCAAACAAAUGUCUCAACAGGUGAUGGAAGUCGCAAAGUUAGGCUGCAUGUUUCCCAUCAACAGUAUGAAUUAUCUUAUGGCUCCCGAUUCGGAUGCGGGAAAAUUUAUGCGAAAACCUUUCGUUAAAUUUAUAUCACACUCAUCUUCAUAUAUGUUUUUCUUGUUUCUAUUGGGUGCGGCUUCAUUGCGCGUUGUUCAGCUAACCUUCGAAUUGUUGGCAUUUCCAUGGAUGUUGGCCAUGCUGGAAGAUUGGCGUAAACAUGAACGCGGUUCUUUACCGGGGCCUAUCGAAUUGGGCAUAAUAACCUAUAUAUCAAGUUUAAUUUUUGGCGAACUUAAAGCAUUGUAUAGCGAUGGUUUGUUUGACUAUAUAACCGAUUUAUGGAACAUUGUCGAUUUCAUAUCAAAUAUGUUUUAUGUGACUUGGAUUUUGUGUAGAGCCACCGCUUGGAUUAUAGUGCACCGUGAUUUAUGGUACCGCAACAUUGAUCCAUAUUUCCCUAGAGAGCACUGGCAUCCCUUUGAUCCGAUGUUGUUAUCAGAAGGUGCUUUUGCCGCCGGCAUGGUAUUCUCGUAUCUUAAAUUAGUUCACAUAUUCUCCAUUAAUCCUCACUUGGGUCCCUUACAAGUUUCUUUGGGUCGCAUGAUUAUCGAUAUUAUAAAAUUUUUCUUUAUUUACACUUUGGUCUUGUUCGCUUUCGGUUGUGGACUAAAUCAGUUGCUCUGGUAUUAUGCCGAAUUGGAAAAAAAUAAAUGCUAUCAUCUGCAUCCCGAUGUUCCCGAUUUUGAUGAUCAGGAAAAAGCAUGCACUAUAUGGAGACGAUUUUCAAGCUUAUUUGAAACGUCACAAUCACUAUUUUGGGCUUCAUUCGGUUUAGUGGACUUGGUUUCUUUCGAUUUGGCCGGCAUUAAGAGUUUCACACGAUUCUGGGCUUUACUUAUGUUCGGUGCAUAUUCGGUGAUUAAUGUUAUUGUACUACUAAACAUGCUUAUUGCCAUGAUGUCCAAUUCAUAUCAAUUGAUUUCGGAGCAUUCGGACGUUGAAUGGAAAUUCGCCCGCUCACAAUUAUGGAUGAGCUAUUUUGAAGAUGGUGGAACUGUACCGCCACCGUUCAAUAUUAUGCCAUCUGUGAAGCUUUUGCGUAAAACAUUUGGCAAACACAAACCUAAGCGUACGAGAAGUUUUAUGCGCAAAUCAAAGGAGAAAGCACAAGAUUUACAUGAAAAAGUCAUGAAACUCUUGAUACGACGUUAUGUCACUGCCGAACAGAGGCGUCGUGAUGAUUUCGCUAUUACUGAGGAUGACAUCAUCGAAGUGCGUCAAGAUAUUAGCUCAUUGCGUUUCGAAUUGUUGGACAUUUUUCAAAAUAAUCGAUUUGAUGUACCGGAUAUUGAAAGGAAAACAGCGGCUGCUGGCACUAAAAAAGGUAAAGUUAUGGAGCGACGCAUCCUUAAAGAUUUCCAAAUUGGUUUUGUUGAAAAUCUGAAACAAGAAAUGGACGAUACUGCAGAGACAGAUCGCGAUAUCUUCUCCUCGUUGGCUAGAGUUAUUGGCAAAAAGAAGGGAGAAAAAGAUUGGAAUGCCAUUGCGCGUAAAAAUACUGUCAGUGCAGACCCGAUUGGCAGUAAACGUUCUUCAAUGCAACGCCAUAGUCAACGUAGUUUAAGGCGUAAAAUUAUCGACGAGGCUAACGAAGGCCUGAAAAUGAACCAAAAUCAAUUGAUAGAAUACAAUCCAAACUUGGGAGAAGUAACACGAGCCACACGCGUUGCUUACGUAAAAUUCAUGAAAAGGAAAAUGGCCGCCGAAGAAGAUGUACCCCUACCGGAGCCAAGUGUUAGUACUGAAAAUGAAAAACCCAAACCUAACUUUACGGCCACUUUAAGACGACUCGAAUCCAAAAAAGACGGUGAUCCUAAUGCUGCGCCAGCCGACAAUAAAGAGCCUCCUAAAGAGGCUUCUAAAGAAGCUACUAAAGAGCCUCCCAAAGCUACGGAUAAGAAAGCAGAAACCUCAAAAGCACCACCCGUACCGCCGAAAACGUCAGAUGCUAAGGCGACUGAUAAUAAACCUGCUGCCCCAGCUCCGCCAGCAAAUGCUCCUGCCAAACCCAAUGUCGCUAAGCCUGAUGCGGCUACUAAACCCGACGCUGCCGAUAAGAAAAGUGAAGAGAAGAAAACGGAUGCCGCUAAGCCGGAUGCUAAAUCAACUGCGACAGCUUCUAAAGGUGCUGCGCCUGCUGCUCCCAGUGGAGAAAAGCCAGAAACAGCUCCAAAAGGUGCAGCUGAAGCUGCCAAAACCGCUUCUACUGAUGCGACAAAAGCUAACGAUGGUGGUGGUCAAAAAACAGAUGAUAAAAAAUCAGAAGAAGCUAAGAAACCCGAUGAAAAGAAGCCGGAUGAUAAAAAGCCGGACGAUAAGAAACCGGACGACAAGAAACCCGAUGCGAAAAAGCCAGACGAUACAAAGCCAGGUGAUAAACAACCAGACGACAAAAAAACCGAUGAGAAAAAACCUGAAGGCGCCGAUAAGAAACCUGCACCCGCAAAACCCGCUAUUAAGGUGGGUCAAAGUAGCGCCGCGGCAGGUGGAGAUCGUGGCAAAUCUACAGUAACCGGCCGCAUGAUAUCUGGCUGGCUUUAAGCAAAUUAAAGAAAUGAUAAUAAUAUUAUAAUAAC
Molecule: messenger RNA, 3855 nt
Organism: Glossina fuscipes
Lineage: Eukaryota; Metazoa; Arthropoda; Insecta; Diptera; Glossinidae
Gene: trp
Product: transient receptor potential protein
Exons: 16
Coding region: 209-3820 (1203 amino acids)
Biological process (GO): regulation of cytosolic calcium ion concentration; calcium ion transmembrane transport; manganese ion transport
Cellular component (GO): cation channel complex; membrane
Molecular function (GO): protein binding; inositol 1,4,5 trisphosphate binding; store-operated calcium channel activity
Source: RefSeq, a predicted model, not a curated record